ACGAAACCUAAUGAAAACCCCUGCUCUGGUUUUCCUUCUGUUCUAAACUCUGAAGAACCCUUAGCAUUUCUCAUCUUGUCCAGGAGCUGACUCAUUGCCAAGUAAGAAACCAGAAGCUUCAGAGAUGACCUUGCAACACCAGCUGGCUUCUGGCACAGAAACCCCUGCCCUGGGUUUUGUGCCCAGCAUUCGUGCUCUGUAUGCUGCAGUGAAAGCAGAAAGAGAAGGAGAAGGGAAUAUUGGUGGAGCCAUGGCUGCCGUCCUCCUCCCAGGAAACCUUCAAGAUGAAGCCACUUGCUCGGUUUGCCUGGAAUAUUUCAAAGACCCUGUGUCCAUCCAAUGUGGGCACAAUUUCUGCCGGGCUUGUAUCACCAAGAGCUGGAAGAGCCUGGAGGUGGACUUCCCUUGCCCCCAGUGCAGGGAAGUAUUCAAGGAGAAAAGCCUCAGGCCCAACCGACAACUGGCCAACAUGUCUGAGAUCAUCAGCCAGUUCAUCCUGCAUGGUGGGAGAGGCCUUGAGGAGGACAGGAUCUGUGAGAAGCAUAAGGAAGCCCUGAAGCUUUACUGCAAAGAUGAUCAGAAGACCAUUUGUGUGGUGUGUGACCGGUCUCGGGACCACCGACCUCAUGCAGUGGUGCCUGUAGAAGAGGCAGCCCAGGAAUACAAGGAACAAAUACAGACUCGCUUGGAUUUCUUGAAGAAAGAGAGACAAGAACUCUUGGAAUUCAAAACGCAGGAUGACAAGAAGAGCCAAGAAUUGCUGAAAACCAUAGAAACUGAGAGACAGAAGGUCCUCUCUGAAUUUGAAGGGCUACGCCAGUUUCUUCAUGAACAAGAACAGGUUCUCCUUGGACAGCUGGACAAGAUGGAGAAGGGCAUCGUGAAAAGACAGAAUGAAAACAUCACAGAGCUGUCCAAGGAAAUUUCCCUCCUCAACAAAUUCAUUGCUGAUCUGGAGGACAAAAUCCAAGAACCAUUGCUUGAUUUCCUCAAGGAUGUGACAAUUACUAUUGCCAGAAGUGACAGUGUUAAAUGUCAGAAGCCUAUUCCAGUUUCCUCUGACAUGAAGGGCCACGUCUCAAAUUUCUCUCUGAAGACGGUGGCACUCAACGGAGCACUUAAGAAGUUCAAAGAUCAUCUCCGGGAUGAACUGGGGAAAGGUGAGAAAGAGGACUUGCUUCUGGAUCCGGAGACGGCCAACCAUCUCCUACUCAUCUCGCCAGACCUCAAGACGGUGCGGAUGGGCUGCCGCAAGCAAGACCUUUCUGACAACCCCAAACGCUUUGACACCAAUUCUCGAGUCCUGGCAACGGAAGGGUUCAAGUCUGGGCGGCAUUACUGGGAGGUGGAGGUGGGGUCUGCCGAUGGCUGGGCCUUUGGCGUGGCCAAGGAGUCGGUGAGAAGGAAAGGGCUGACUCAGUUUUGCCCCGAAGAGGGCAUUUGGGCCCUGCAGCAAAAUGGGGGGCAAUACUGGGCAGUCACCACCCCUCAACGCACCCCGCUUUUCCUGAACGAGAAGCUUCUUAAAGUUAGAGUCUACUUAGACUACGAAGGAGAAGAAGUGUCCUUUUACAACGCUGACACCAUGCAACACCUCUUCACCUUUAACAUCGCCUUCACAGAGAAGAUGUUCCCGCUCUUCUCGGUGUGCUCCACUAUAACCUAUAUUAAACUUUGCUGCUGAGAUUGAAAGGAUGCCUUGAUAGAAGCAGGAAGAAGCCGUGGUGGUGGAAAUGCUACUUGUUUUGAAAUAUGAGGCUGACCUCCAAGGGAGACACAAGGGUUUGUGGGAAAAAUAGGUGAGAAAAAAAACCUGGCCUCUUUCAGAUGGGAGAAGCUGGCAGUGGGGCUGAAAACUAAAUCUUGGGAAAGCUGCAGAAGAUGCCACCAAUUUAUCCAGGUGUGCAGCCCUGUUAAUAGGCUUGAUGUUUGAGCUUCUGCUUCUAACCCAAUCCUAUCACACAAUUAGGUAGGAUUGCAUCUCGCCUGUCUUGAAUAUUGAGAAGAGGUGUAAUUUCCCCCCCCCUUCCUUUGGAAAUAGCUGUAGGGAAUAAAUAUGACACAGAGAGGGUUGAGUGUGCCAAAAUUGCAUACAGGACUGUCUUUCCCCCCCCAGCUACUACGUCUUUCCUCCAAAAGAGUUUAAAAGGUGAUGAUUUGUAACAGGGAAGUGGUGGAUAAAAGGCUUUCCCUUGCCCAGUACAUUCUCUCCAGCAGGGUCUCUAAUUUGACGUUAAUAUGAACACUGAUACUAACAAAGGAGAAUAUUUGUAACUCGGGGUUGAACUGUGGGGUCCUUAGUGCUCUCUAAGCAUGGAUGUUUUCUUGCAGGCAUUUCUUUAUCCAACUAGGUAACAUAAUCAGUAUUAGAAGGGUUUACUCUGUUUAUAUACAACCGUUGGUGGGAGUGUUCUUGGUAGUUCCUUGAUUAGGCUGUUCUUUACUGUUCGAUUGUUUGUCUCAUUUGGUAGUUCCUUUCAUUGGGGUAUCAUUUACUGCUUGUAAACGUCUUGUAAACAAUCAAGAAAACAACCAAACUCUAGGAGCAUCAAGAACACCACAUAAACAUGGUUCUUAAACCAUGGUGUAGGAAAAACAGCUGGUCAAGAGACUUCAGAAGAGGGUAAAAUAUCUGCUCUCGGGGUAUCUUUGUGGAGGAAAGAGAAUAGCUUGGGGCAUCAAGAUAUGAGAUGCCCACAUACUGUGCAGUUCCCAGGGGCAGUUGAAGAAAGAUUUCAUCCUACAGAGUCAGACAAAGUUAGAGCUAAUGCAUCUGUUUACUAUUAAAAAAUAAGUACUUUUGUUAAGUUUAUUUUUUUCAGCUUUAGCUCUUGGGACUUUGGGAUAUCUCAGUGCAAAUGAUGUGUGACUGGCUCCUGAAUGCAGGGAAGAUUGUCUUUGGUGUGGCCUUGAGGAUUUUCUGCACUUGCUAUACCCUGCGGCACAGAAUUGAUUGCUCCUGGUAAAGAGGCUUUUGCAAAUAAAUCUGGAAGAUGUGUUGGAUCCCUGAAAACAUCCCUCCCUCCCCAGCCCUUGUAUAUGUACACCCAGAGAACAGCAAGCCGUUCUUUUUGUCUAGCUCAGUGGUCUUCAAACUUGGCAACUUUAAGAUUUAUGGACUUCAAUUCCCAGAAUUCUGGGAGUUGAAGUCCUCAAGUCUUAAAGUUGCCAAUUGUGGGGAUUCAGUGGGCUUUGUUUGCCCAUCCCAAAUAGCUUGGAAUAUGCCAUCCGUCGGAUGGGAUGCUGUGGACUUGCUUUACAAGAAUCUAUCAUGAAAUGGGACCUGGGAUUGACUGAGCUUUGGCGUGGCUUGGAAGAAGCACAUUUGGGAAAUACAAUAUUGAUAAUCUAGGUGUGGAUUUAACAUGCUCUCCUGUAAACUCCUACAACCCUGAAAUCAUGCUGACUCGACAUGCCCACAUGUAAAUAAACUGGUUCUUAUCAAGA
This is a messenger RNA of Crotalus tigris (Tiger rattlesnake), 3447 nucleotides long. RefSeq names its product E3 ubiquitin-protein ligase TRIM7-like. Gene Ontology annotation, molecular function: zinc ion binding; protein binding. NCBI's taxonomy places the organism in Eukaryota, Metazoa, Chordata, Lepidosauria, Squamata, Viperidae. The record is from RefSeq and is a predicted model, not a curated record. The coding region runs from base 125 to 1684 and encodes 519 amino acids. The transcript has 7 exons.